Messenger RNA from Paramecium sonneborni, 2196 nucleotides. The record is from the annotation of a GenBank genome assembly. Lineage: Eukaryota; Ciliophora; Oligohymenophorea; Peniculida; Parameciidae.
AUGAAUAUAGGUAGUUGUUCGUAUAUUGAAUUAUUAAUAAAUAUUAAUAAUUAAAUAAACAAUUAAUAUAAAAUGCUAAGUUUUACGAGAAGUAAGAAUUAAAAAUGAUAAACUUUUAGUGAUAAGGAAAAUGGAUAUUUUUGGGUAGCCAAUAAAUCUUAAUCUUGAUUUGAGAUCUAAAUACCAAACUUUCUUGGGAGGAUUGGUUUCUUUGUUCAUAGUCUUUUUAUUGAUUGGCUACAGUGUGAAUGAGAUAAUAGGUUACACAAUAUCAAGAGGAAUCUAAAUAACGUAGGAAGUAGUAUUGUGAAAUAGUGAAUAAUAGACAAAAUUUAAUUAUGAUCCUGAUGUACUUGUUCUUAACAAUGAAAAUUUCAUCUUUGCAAUAAGAGUGGAAUAGGAAAGUUUCUAUGAGUUGCCAUAAUUUGAUAUCCAAGUGAAAUAAUACCAAAAUAAUAAUGAAGUUUAAUUAGAGUUGCAACAAUGUACUUUCAAAUAAUUCAGCAAUGUAUUGAACUCCAUUCAAGUGGAGAGUUUCUUGGAAGCAAAUUAAGUAGAUACUUGGUUAUGUCCAAAGUCGGAAUUUUCCAUAUAGUUAUAAGGAACAUAAUUUUGUAAGUUUUAAAAUAGAUUAUAAAAAAGCUCCUUCAUUCUCGAAUAUGGUGAUUGAGAUUAGUGAAUGUAAAGAAAAGAGUUCAUGGGGUAGAGAAUGUCAAUCAAGAAUAUAGAAAGACAGUUAUAAAUUAUAAAUGAUUACCAAAAAUACAGUAUUUUUGUAAAGUGUAUAACUUUUUAGUUUAUCAAUCCAUUUAACAAUGAAUUCGUAGCAGAAGAUUACUUAGACAAUUCCAUGAGUUUGUACUUCCAACCGGGAGAUCUGUAGAGAAUUGAUUACCAAUUUCAUAAGCAUGUAACCAAAGAUUAUCAGGGGCAAAUUAAAAUAGAGUAGAGAUCCCAAUAAUCUUAGAGGAUUACUAGAUGAAUAAUAAUUGAGCAUCUUUUCCACCAAUUCAUUCAAAUAGAUUUAUGAAGGCAAGAAUACUGCUAUCUGGUCUCGUAUAGUAUUUAUGCGUAGUAAUUUCUCCACUAAUUAUAAUCGUGAAUAUUAGACAGUGACUGAUCUAUUAUCUAAAAUUGGAGGUUUGUCACAGUCUGUGAUUUCGAUUGUAGGAGUAAUAAUAACUUAUUAUAAUAGAGCAUAAUGUAAAUAAUCACUACUAUUUAGUUUAUUUGGAUAUUUCCAAUCGUCUUUAUGAUUAUGAUUUUAAUGUUGAUCAUGAAUAAGGAACUAAAGGUUCAGGAUUAGUUGAUGCUCUUCAUUUAAGUAUUUAAAUUCACCAAGAUUCUGCUUAACCUCUUAAGAAAAAGAGGAAAAUAUAAGAUAAUCCUGACCCUAUUAAAUAACCUGAAUAGGAUUCUAUGGAAGAAGAUCCUUAAUUCAAAGAAAAGGUUUUAAAAGUAGUAGAGGAAUAAAAACAAAUCAUGGAUAAAUAUUAAUUUAAAAGUAGGAAACAUUUCUUACUUGCAACUUUCUAAUAAACUAUAUUGAUGAAGAAAUCUAUUUAACUUAAUCUUAAAUAUUUCUUUUAUAAAAUCCUCUGUCGUAAAUCAGAUCCAAAAUAAGAUCCUUAAUUGUUUGUUUUAUAGAAGGCCUUGACUUCUGUUAGAUAAGAAUUAGAUGUUUUUUCAAUCUUAAAUCGAGUUCAUCAAUUGGAAAAACUUAAAAAGAUUCUCUUAGAUAGAGAUCAAUUAAUUCUUUUUAAUUAUUCUCCAAAACCAGUGAUUGCCGUUAAUGAAAAAGACAAAGAAACUGAAUUUCUACACUAUUCUAAAUAACAAUCUCUUAAACAAAUGUCUUUGAUUGAAGUGGCAGAGGAUAUUAAAAAAUAAUUAAAAACAACUUUCUUAACAAAAGAACAUCUUAGUAUUGAAAAUGUGUUUAAUUCUUAUAAAGCAAUAGCUGCUAAAAAUAGAAAAUCUAACCGUUAUUAUUAUAAGAUAAAUAGAAAAUUGAAACAAUUCUUGGGAGAUUAGGUAAAGGCUAUCUUCAAAGCCUCUAAAUUAUUAAAGUUUCCUGAGGAUGAUUAGAUUCCUGAGAUGGGUAUAAUAGAUAUAAUGUCAGUUGGAGGUGAUACGGCAGCUUAAUUGCCAUUGAGUAUGCGUCCAUCUGUGAAUAUAAAUUAACAAUACUAAUGA